AUGUCUGACCUCUUUAGUUUCGUAUUCGCUCUUCGCGCUAUCAGAGAUCCUCUGGCUCUUGCCUUCCAGAACGCCAAUUACACUACCGAAGAUCUUCGGAAUGCCAUUGAAGCUGUAAGGAAUGGCAUGAGUCACAGAACUGCAGCGAAUCAAUUCGGGGUGCCGCGUACGACAUUGAGCAGAAAGAUUGACAGCGAGGAUCCGGAAAGGCUACCUCGUGGUCCGAGUCCCGUGUUAGGCGAAACCGAGGAAGACAUCGUGCAAUGGGUUAAGGAUAUGGCUAAAAUGGGAUUUCCUGUCACCAGGGAAGCUCUCCAAGAAACAGGCCGUAAACUGGCGAAAUUAGCUGCAAAAGACGGCAAUCCAAGAGCUCAUCAAAUAGUUUCGGCGGACAAGUGGGUACGCUUGUUUUGUCAGCGACAUCAAGACCUCGCAUUGAGAACGCCCGAGCACAUUUCAAGCGCUCAAGCUAACAUCAGCGAAGCUGACAUUAGAGAGUACUUCACUCGCAUAACGACAUCCUUGCGUGACAGAAAUCUAGCGGAAAUCUUGCAUCAACCGAGUCGAAUCUUCAACGCGGACGAAACGGGAUUCGCUCUGAAUCCUCAUAGCGGGAAAGUAAUGGGAGUCAGAGGGGCUCGCCAUGUCCACUCGGCAGGAGGUUCCGACAAGGAGAACGUUACCGUGCUUGUUUGCGGGUCAGCAGCAGGCCACCUGGCGCCCUCAGCGAUCGUAUUGAGACGCAAACGAAUGCCUCCAGCUUUCACGGACCUACUCCGACAGGGAUUCUGCCUCUUCAAAUCGGAUAAAGGCUGGAUGACCGGCGCCACCUUCCUCGAAUAUCUGAGGUUGAAAUUCAUUCCUUUCCUCGCCGAACAGAACAUCGAAAGACCGGUGCUCCUCUUUUUAGAUAAUCAUAGAUCCCAUCUCACGAUGGAUGUUUCGGAUGAAUCAUGUGAGUUCUCCCGAGAUGAUGUAUUGCGACUACCCACACCACACAGACCGAGGCGGCGCUGA
Molecule: messenger RNA, 1017 nt
Organism: Galendromus occidentalis (western predatory mite)
Lineage: Eukaryota; Metazoa; Arthropoda; Arachnida; Mesostigmata; Phytoseiidae
Product: tigger transposable element-derived protein 6-like
Exons: 1
Coding region: 1-1017 (338 amino acids)
Cellular component (GO): nucleus
Molecular function (GO): DNA binding
Source: RefSeq, a predicted model, not a curated record